Messenger RNA from Zingiber officinale, 486 nucleotides. RefSeq lists its product as uncharacterized. Bases 1 to 486 code for a protein of 161 amino acids. The transcript has a single exon. The record is from RefSeq and is a predicted model, not a curated record. Lineage: Eukaryota; Viridiplantae; Streptophyta; Magnoliopsida; Zingiberales; Zingiberaceae.
AUGGGAAAGGCGGCGGCGGCGGCGGCGGCGGACGGAGGCCGGUGCAGGCGCCACCCGGAGCACAGGCAGUCGGUCGGAGUCUGCCCCUUCUGCCUCACGGAGAAGCUGCAGCGCCACCUCUCUCAUCGCUCGUCCACCGCCACCUCCUCUUGCGCAGUCGCCGGCGCUCUAUCUUUCUAUUCGUCCGCGUAUUCCUCCGACGAUGACUCCGACGACGCGUCUUCCUCUGUUUCAUACGAGGACGCUGCGACGAGGCCGCGGGGAUCCGGCGGCCGGCAGCUGAUGAAGAGUUGGUCGUUGGCCUUCGUGGCCAGAGGCCGUCGGAAGGAGCGGGUGAAGAAAGAGGAGAAGGGGAAGAAGGAGAGGUUUUGGAGGAAGCUGUUCAGUAGCUCGAUUGUGAGGAAGAAGAAGAAGAAAGAGGAGCGCUUCGAUUUGAUGCAUUCUCAGACCUACAAGGAGAAGUCUUCUGCAAAGUGGAUCUAUUAG